AUGCACAUCAGCCCUAUUGAGGCAUACGUCUCUUCAAGCCAAGGUGAGCUUUCUUGUUUCGUUUUUUGUGCUUCUCUUAAGUUUGAAUUUAUUUUCAGGUUUAUUGAAUUUGGAAGUGACGGUGGACCAGCAGCAAAGACACUAAGGCCCAAGUUCAACCAGUUUACCAAGCAUGUGGCAUCCCAUUUGGGAUUAGUAGCACCACAUAUUGACAUGAAGCAUGUUAUUGCUGCAACCAUAGCUCUCAAAGGGCUUGGGGGUCUUCUGUUCAUCUUCAGCAGCACUUUUGGUGCUUUUUUGCAGCUUCUUUAUCUGGCAUUUAUCACACCUAUUGUUUACGAUUUCUACAACUUCGACAUUGAGAGGGCAGAAUUCGUACAGCUUUUCAUCAAGUUCACACAGAACUUGGCUCUCUUCGGCUCUCUGCUCUUCUUCCUUGGCAUGAAGAACGCGAUCCCUAAACGCCAACAAAAGAAGAAGGUUCCCAAAACGAAAACAGGAUAAAAUCAAAUGCCUUGGUGAAAAAUUUGGGUGGGUCUUUGAAGUCCCUGCUUUUUCUUAUCUAUAUAUUUAUCCUUUAUUUAAAAAAAUAUAUAUUUUACUUUUGUGAGAGUGUAGUAGUCAAGUCAUUAAGAUUUCUUUUGGCGUUUAGGACAAUUUAUUGUUUCAGAGCCGAGUUUUAUUCGGACACCUCUCCAUACUGUCUUUCUUCUUCUGCAGAUACCUGAGAUUUUGCUUCGAGGCCCCA
This is a messenger RNA of Dendrobium catenatum, 748 nucleotides long. RefSeq lists its product as uncharacterized. The coding region runs from base 1 to 504 and encodes 167 amino acids. NCBI's taxonomy places the organism in Eukaryota, Viridiplantae, Streptophyta, Magnoliopsida, Asparagales, Orchidaceae. The transcript has 5 exons. The record is from RefSeq and is a predicted model, not a curated record.